This is a messenger RNA of Aspergillus melleus, 1701 nucleotides long. RefSeq lists its product as uncharacterized. The record is from RefSeq and is a predicted model, not a curated record. Lineage: Eukaryota; Fungi; Ascomycota; Eurotiomycetes; Eurotiales; Aspergillaceae. Bases 1 to 1701 code for a protein of 566 amino acids. The transcript has a single exon.
AUGCCAAACUCAAACACCACCGACCCUCCACCCCCACCACCACCCACCUCCAACUCACCCCCCGAACUCACAUCCUCGCUCAUCACCCGCUGCAAAACACUCCUCUCCGAGCUCGACGCCUUCCAAUCUCUCGUCGCCUCCACGCAACGAAACCCCCAAAUCGUCGAAGCCCGAUCUCUCCGCUCAAACGUCCUCUCGGAACUCCGCACGCUCGAGAAACUGACGGAGAGGGUGCGCGUGGCCAGCGCGGAAACACACAAUGACACCGAUGCCAGUGCCAAUUCCAAUGCUGACGCUGACGCUGACGCCGACGCGGAGAUACAGAAACGGCUACUGCACGCGCUACGGUCCUCGAAUCUGCCGUUCUACGAGACGGUGUGGACGAUAGCGAAGAGGUCGUGUUCGGGGCUUGUGGCGUUCGGGAAGAGGUUUUAUUGGGAUGGGGAGAGCAGGGAGGGAGAGAAAGAGACGGAGGGGAGAGACAAUUCUAAGGCCACGGCCAAAGCUCAGAUUAAGGGCAAAGGCAAGGGUAAUGGAGGCAAGGUUAAACGGAAGAGUGUCUAUGUGGAUAUCGUGGCCGAUGACGGGGAGGAGUGGGUGAAGGUGUCGACGAUCUCAGAGACGAGGUUGUUGUUCGAGAUGGCGAAAAAAGGGUGGGAGGCUGAUUCGGAAUCCGAAGACGGGUCCGACGAGGAAGGGGGACGGACGAUCUUGCAGAAUUUCAAGGACGGUGCGGGCUAUGACAGUGACGAUGAUGACGAGGAUGAGAUUGAAUUGGUCAAGUUGGCAGCGGAUAUGAGGAAGGCUGCUAACGUGACGAGGGUGAACUACAAGCAUCCGCGGCUACGGAUGGUGAUUUCGAAGAUUGAGGAAGGGAAGAGUUCAGACAUCGACAAUUUGCUCAAGGUAAUACGGAGCUAUGGGGUCGUAGUCGAUUGCGGGGAGGGCAAUCUGGGUUCGUCUUCGUCGUCAGAAGAGACCAACCCUGAAGAUGUGCUUGCGAAGGAACUCCGUCGACUUCUGCCCACCCCGUUCAAACGGUUUACGUCCCUGUUAAAUGUGGAUUGUACACUAUUGCUUGCAAUCGUUUCAGACGUGUCUUAUUUCAAGAAGAUACCCCCGUCUCCAUCACUCCAUAGAGCCAUCCUCCGCCAGCUCGAGGUCGAAAGUCAGCGGCCAUUGCUAACCACGGAGCUUUGGCCCGCCAUGGGUGCGCACGAGUUGGUGUGCACCAACGAGGCAGCUAGACGGAUGCGUGAGAUUGUGGACGUGAUUGGCACCGAUACUGAAAAGAAACGGGCUGAGAUUGUGAUGGCCGAUCCGCCAUUCAACGACCGCGAUGCGAAAGACCUCAUCCAUGACCUUCAGCAAUUGUCAGACUAUGAAAUCCCAUCACACUGGAAGCUGCCCAUAAGAAUAGUGGAUGCCGGUCCUGUAAUUGAUGCAGCGAAAAACAACGGCCAGUUGCCUCCGGUAGCCCACCAAGUAACCGAGAUACUGUCUGAUAUCAACUACAGCGUCUUCAUGUAUGGGUGGGCCACUGCAACGACAACAAUAUCCAGCAAUCGAACGGUGGUUAAACAAAUCGAAGCCACAGUGGAGAUGCAAAGAAACGGCGAUGAAGAUCUGGAGGGACCGCAGAUAUGGGUCUGUGACACGGCCAGGAGUUUAGUGGGCAAGGAAAGGGGCCGAAAAGACUAG